AGAGUUUCAUAUGCAGGAUAUGUAGUCCAAGAAGAGUCACGGAGUUGGGCGACAAGCGGUACAUGAUGCUGACUACGACUGAAAGUCGCGGUUCGUCGUCCACAUGAUACCAUUUUGGCAGAUAGGUGUAGACUCAAAGAAUGGUCCCGGAUGGAGAUGUUUUUUUUAAAGAGAAGCAACGAGACAAGCAAGAGAAUUACGUAUGUAAUCGAUCAAUAUUCAGCAGCCGGUGUUCAUGAGAAGGAGGGUUGCUUUUUCACGACUUCGGACCACAGAAAGCUUCCGUAGUGCAAGCAUCUACACCAAAAAUGGCAGAAAGCAAGGAUACGGCGAACGGCCCAGGUCUGACAAUAAGAUUGCUUGGGCGCAGCGAGAGAAAAGCAAGCAUGUUGUGUUCAGCGAUACUCCGAGUCGUUUUUACGGGUAUUCAAUUGAAAUAGGUGAGCACCGAGUCGGUCUAAUGCUUCGUAUAUAUGGGGAAAACACCCCGAUUUCCCUUCGGAAGCCUUCCAUUCUACUAGCCGUCGUGUUCCUUUUGUCGAUCGUCCUUACUCAUGAGAGGGACACACUCAUGCUUUACUUCCGCGGUCAUACCUUCCCCGUUUACAAUGCAAGAACUCAUGGAGGCGACGGGUCAGUGCAGCUCCUCCAAAUUUCAACACGUGAGGAAAGCUCUCAUGUCUAACUUGAGUCUAGAUGCAGUUUAAGUUCGUCCAUCUUGUGCUGAUUCGACACCCGUCUCGACUAAUGAUCCUCGAAUCGCUCGAGAACCCAUUUGCUUACCGAUCUGAAUUAGACCAGCUUUUUGAGGCAGAGAAGGACAUUCUGAUGUGGGCAGUGUUAUCAGGCUUCAUUAAUAUAUCGAAGCUUUAUCAGCGCAUUGUCCGUUCCUUGAAAAGAUGUAGCUGUCCCUCUGGUGCACUAUACUGAUCUAUAACAUUUUAGAUUCCUCUGUUUUCAAUUAUCCAGCCGUGUUGAAAGUGCAACUGUGGAAAUGACUCGUCGUGUGCGACUUCCUUUCAGAGAGGCCACCGAUAACAGCGUCAAACCUGUAAAGACGACAGUGUUUCCGUGAACAAGCAUGAUACCAACUCGAAAUCA
Toxoplasma gondii ME49 is the source of this 1101-nucleotide messenger RNA. RefSeq lists its product as hypothetical. The coding region runs from base 236 to 685 and encodes 149 amino acids. The record is from RefSeq and is a predicted model, not a curated record. Lineage: Eukaryota; Apicomplexa; Conoidasida; Eucoccidiorida; Sarcocystidae. The transcript is spliced from 2 exons.